UUUCCCUCUGAAUGUCACAGUGCAAACACGGAACACCGUCUAAUCUACUUUCAAGAUCGUAUUAACUUGCCGAAAACGAAGGAAUAUCUUCGUCUUCGAGGAGAAUGCAAUUGCCGGCGUAAUUCGUAAGUACGCAAACCUAAUGAAAAUCGAGAAACAGCCUCGUCCCGGAUAUUAAUAACAAGCCAGUUGGCGGGGACACGGCUGAGAAUUCAGGGAAAUUCGGAUGGAUGCGCGGAACUACGAUUACCCGUGUACAGGAGAAACGAGGCUGCAGCCGAAGCAGGACGUGUUCGCGGGAGAUUGCAUAAGUGUGGCAUUAAUUAUUUCUGUAGUGGCGGGAACGUGGUGUUUGCGAUCUACUCGACUUUUUGCUGCUUCCGCGCCCAGCCCUGCACUUACGAGGGUAGAAAAGGGCGGAAAUGCCGGCAAUUUCCUACUCACGGACGGGAUCUCCGGGAAUUACACCGCUUUUUAACGCUUUAAUCGUCCAACGUCUUGCCUUGCUUCUUAUUUUCCUCUCGGAAAAACAAUUACGAGGUACGGGUUUGUACAGCGUCUUCAGGCGCAACGUGUACUCUACUGCUGAUUCUAAAAUGGAAUAUAAACUGCGGACGAAGAGGAAAUUUGUACAGUAGAACCUCGAUUAUCCGAAUCUCCGUUAUCCGAAUUCUCUAUUAUCCGAAUCCUCUGUAAUCCGUAGGUUUCAUUAUCCGAGCACGUUUCGCAUGUAGAAAGUUCAAUCCUCUAGAAGAAUUUUUGCUAACUGCCAGGGAAAGAGAGAUACAAUUUCACAAGCAAUUAAAAGUAUCGCUGUUAUAUAGUGGCAUCUGCUUGGGUGGCCGUUAAAAAGAGUAUGGAAAAAACCAGCGAACUACAUCGAAGAGACACCACGCAGGAGGAAAUUAAAAGUAUUAUUACAAGUGUAGGAGAAACUCUUUCUGGAUUGUUACAGAAACGCUCUUUCUACGAUAUCAGAAUUCGCGAUAACGCCGAUAUGAUUGAAUGACUUCAAGGUGCUGUAUUGUUCUUCAAUUGAUCGUGACGUUGACUAAUGUUAUGUGUGCUUCGAAUAACGGAUUGGUACAUGAAUAUAAUGCGGUAAUGAUGACAUCCUUCAACAUUUCGAAGUAUUUCGAGACUUUGGAAAUAGGGUCAAGAUGGGAGGAAGUCUCCGAGGACUUAGAAAAGGAGCUGAACCUGAACACUGAACACAUAGACCGCACGACGCGAAAGUUUCUGUUUCGCCAUACACAAACAGAAAGAUGGGCAGAAGUAACUACAUUACGGGCAUUUUGUAAUACAGUAUCUGUUGUUACGUGUAUUUGAACAGAGACGAAUACAAGAAAUUUCGAGAAACAGAUUAAUAAAAAUGACAUGGAAUUAGGAACGUUCUCGUGUCUAUCCUGAAACACAAAGAAAUUUUCAUUGCGUGUAUUCUCAUAAGGCAAAUGAAUCGAGAACAAUCUUUCAGAAAUAAUUAAAAUCGAAAGAAAUAUCAAUUGAAAUUCAGUUUUCACAUAUUCUACGCUUAUGUACGUACGUAUGUAGAUCUUCUCGAAAGGUUAUAUAUAAUGCUCAUUUUUUAAAUAUUUCAAUUAUGUUACUGAUAAAAAUUAAAUGGCGAUAAAUGGCACGUUGAUGAUGAGAUAGAUUGCAAAGGAUUUUUGCAAAGAAAACGAUAGCAGUUGGAGAAAAGAAGGACAAAAAGGAAAGAAAAAGAAUGUCUACUUUUAGAGAUUUUUCGAUAUAUAAAUUUUUU
Messenger RNA from Bombus impatiens (common eastern bumble bee), 1762 nucleotides. RefSeq lists its product as uncharacterized. The coding region runs from base 1006 to 1329 and encodes 107 amino acids. Lineage: Eukaryota; Metazoa; Arthropoda; Insecta; Hymenoptera; Apidae. The transcript has 2 exons. The record is from RefSeq and is a predicted model, not a curated record.